AUGGAGGCUUGGAAAAUAGAAGGAACAAAUAUUUUAAUAACUGGCGGUGCCUCGGGACUUGGUGCGGCCUAUGUCGAAGCCUUUUUGAAAUGUGGUGCAAAGAAUAUUGCGAUACUGGAUAUAGCUGAAAAGGCAGGUAAAGAACUUACAGAUAAACUCAACAAGUUAUACAAAAACAAAGUCAUUUUUGUUAAGUGUGAUGUGAGCAAAGACGAUGACAUUAAUUAUGCUUUCGAUCAAGUGUUAAAUACUUUCAAUAGAAUAGAUGUGAUCAUUAAUAAUGCGGGAAUUAUGAAUGAUAGUCCCGACGUUUGGAAAACAUCGAGCCUGGUUAACUGGGUUGGUCUGGUUUCAUUCACAAUGAAAGGCAUACAACACAUGCGUAAAGACGAAGGCGGACAAGGUGGCACAAUAAUUAACAUAUCAUCUUCGGCUGCAAUAGUCAGAGUUUCUAUUAUACCGAUCUAUUGUGGAACUAAAAGCGCAGUAUUACAUUUUGGUCGAUCAAUUUCGUCUCCAAAAUUUAACAGUGACACAGGAAUACGUAUAUUGACUAUAUGUUUAGGAGCCACAGAUACGGAACUUUUACAUAAUCUCGAACAUAAAACAUUCGAUGACAAAACCAGCAAAGCCAUUUUGUCUCAAAUAAAUAACCUAUAUGAACAGAGAAUUGAAUCAGCCGUGGCUGCUUUUCUAAAAAUGUAUCGUGAAGGAGCUGCAGGCUCUGUUUGGUUAUCAGCAAAUAAUAAACCAGGAAGAGACAUAACCUCAAACGUAGACGUGGCCUUCUCAGAACUCGAAAAACAAUACAAAGCAUCGGAGUUCGGACAUACUGAGAGUCUUUCACAUCGAUUGAUGAGCGACGGCCCGAAGCGGCGCCAUUGGUGGUGGCGCGUGACGUCACGUAUCGACCGCCGCCCACGCGCGCAUGCGUGCACGACCGAGCUCGGACGCGAUUGGUUGCUUCAGGUUGACAGUGUUACAGAGUUUGUUUUGAAAAGACAUCUUGGAAAACAAAGGGUAAAUAUAAAGACU
Molecule: messenger RNA, 1035 nt
Organism: Brenthis ino (lesser marbled fritillary)
Lineage: Eukaryota; Metazoa; Arthropoda; Insecta; Lepidoptera; Nymphalidae
Source: the annotation of a GenBank genome assembly